Messenger RNA from Rasamsonia emersonii CBS 393.64, 2703 nucleotides. RefSeq names its product PH domain protein. Lineage: Eukaryota; Fungi; Ascomycota; Eurotiomycetes; Eurotiales; Trichocomaceae. The transcript has 3 exons. The coding region runs from base 1 to 2703 and encodes 900 amino acids. The record is from RefSeq and is a predicted model, not a curated record.
AUGGCUGCUCAACCACAGCCUCCUUCGCACGACGGCUUCGGCUCCGUCCCAUUGCCCAGCGACCCUGCGCAUUUGAGUAGAGGAUAUGGUCCCGGAUCAGGAUCCCGGCCGAAUUCAUAUGUCGCCAAUUCUGUUGCUCCGUCGGACUACGGCGCUGCGCAUGGAGGCCUCGUCGAUCCAUCGCCGCUGGCGCACUCGACUCGCUUCAAUGAGGAGCUGGAUGCCAGCCAGCGAGGCUCGUCGCUGCUCGAUGGUGUGCCCUCGAGCGCUGGCUUACAACGGAGUGAAUCGCAGUUGUCCCACCACAGCUUGGCCCCGUCUCGCGGCGGCACGCUGAAGAAGAAGCCCUCGUUAAGCAAAAAGGGAAGUCUCAAGCGCAGCAGCAGCAGAAAAAGCCUCCGUGCCGGCAGCGUGAGGAGUCUCCAUCUCGGCGAGAAGGAGAAGUAUGGCGGUGAGGAUGUCAACAGUGCUUUCUACGUCCCCAUCCCAACUGGUGGGAGCCCUACAGAUGAGCUCGCGAACCGAUUUCAAGGCAAGUCCCCUUCGUCUGGUGAGCGCGAGAUUGGGAGAACUAACGGGAAAAUAGCUUGGCGCAAAGUCCUGAAGGAUCUGAUUAUCUUUUUCAAGGACAUCCAGAAAUCGUACGAAACGAGGGCAAAGCUGUUACUGUCGGCGUCAAAUAUUAUCAAUAACAUGACUAUGCCUUCGACGUUCCUGGAAUCAGGUGGGCUGGGGGAUGCGACUGAAAUUCUUCGGAGUUACCAUAAGCAGGGUCUGAUUGAGGCCAAUAGAGCGAGGGAGGUCGAAAACGAGGUCGUGAUGCAGCUGACCGGCCUACGGAGUGACCUUCAACAGAAGACAAAGGAGAUCAAGAGUUUGUCCGGGGAUUUCAAGAACAACGUCGAUAAGGAGGUCGAGAGCACGCGAAAGGCGGUCCGGAAUUUGCAGGAAACCCUUGGGCUCGUCGACGUCGAUCCGUCUGCCACGUCCGGGAAACAUGAUCCGUUCAUUCUGAGGUUGGGUGUACAGAGGCAGCUUGAAAGACAGAUUGAGGAGGAAAAUUAUUUGCACAGGGCACAUCUCAAUCUUGAAAGUUCGGGUCGCGAGCUGGAGUCAAUAGUCGUUGGCGAGAUUCAGAAAGCAUACAAUGCAUACGCCAGCAUUCUCAAGCGGGAGGCGGACGAAGCCUACGACGUAGUCGAGAAGCUUCGGGCCGGCCCUAUCUCGAUGCCCAAAGACCACGAAUGGAACAAUUUUAUCGCCGGAAACGAUCAAUUGGUCGAUCCCCGGAUUCCGCUACGGAGCCUCGAGAACAUCACUUACCCUGGGAAGGACCAUCCCGCUGCUGUAGAAGUGCGGUCCGGCAUGUUGGAACGGAAGAGCAAAUACCUGAAAAGCUAUACACCUGGCUGGUAUGUUCUGUCUCCAACGCAUCUUCAUGAAUUCAAGUCUGCGGAUCGAAUCGCCUUCCAAACGCCGGUCAUGUCCUUGUACUUGCCAGAGCAGAAGUUGGGCUCGCACUCACAGCCUGAUUCGACUUCCCAUAAGUUUAUGCUCAAAGGACGGCAAACUGGAUCAAUGCACCGCGGUCACGCCUGGGUAUUCCGCGCCGAGUCUCACGACACGAUGAUGGCAUGGUACGAGGACAUCGCGAAUCUGAUUGGAAAAACAGGCGAAGCACGGAAUGCAUUUGUCAAACGUCAUAUGCGAACUCUUAGCGGCGGCAGCUUCAGGGCAAGCUCAAUCAGCAGCGACGGUGUGAUGGACGAAGACGAAGCCGACCGAACUCCAUACUCUGGCAGCUCAGCUGUAUUACACCGGGCCCCGUCAGUGGCAGCACAGACGCCCGCGCCGCGCCCUCAACCAGGUGGGCGAUUCCCAAGUGAUGUCCAAAUCGACCGACACUUACACGACCCUCAACCACGUUCUAGUGGAGAGAGUUCGGGAGGCAGAGAAGCUCUAACAGAGGCUGGAGCCCCGCCUGGAUCGGGAGCUCCGGUUCCCUCUUCUCAUCAGCAGGCAGCGGGCCACGACUAUGAUAAUACCAAGCAGAGUGUGCUGCCGUAUAGGACUACAAACGAAGGGUCCUCGCCCUCCAAGCACGAACGGCACCAAAGCCAUUACGGCGACUGGAUAGGUACAUCAGCAGGCCUGACUACCAGCACAUCCGUCGCCGUGAACAACGAAAAUCCUCAAACAAUACAGCAUGAUGUGGCAGUCCAACAAGAUCGAUCAGCGGCUCUUCCAGUCCGCCAAGCCAUCUCCUCGCCUUCUCAGGCCUCCAUAGUCGCAUCUUCCACGGAGAAUCGUGGAGACUCGGCCAGCGCAAUCGGAACAGAUCGCGAGAGUAUCUCCACAGCGCCUCCGAGUAUGAAUCCCACUGAACAGUCAACCACUACGACUACUGCCUUGACCUCGGUUUCCGAGGGUGAAGAGGUGGCAGCAGCCGGUCCAAACCAGGGCCAACUCCGGAGACAAGAAUCACAGCGCUCGAAACAGAGCAGCCAAUCGCCAUUUUCUGUGAUGGCUUCGACGCCAUCCUCAAUCGCAACUUCCCCUUUGUCGAGCGAGGGCACAGCGGGGGCGACUGGUCCAUCAGCAUCAUCAAAUGCUGUUCGUCCCCAAGCGCAGUCCAAAAACAGCUCCUCCACAAUUGACCUCCUGAAGAUGCCAGGAAAAUUUCCUCGUACGAUGACCUCGUGA